Cheilinus undulatus (humphead wrasse) is the source of this 5441-nucleotide messenger RNA. It is a transcript of the gene ehd3, whose product is annotated as EH-domain containing 3. The coding region runs from base 900 to 2507 and encodes 535 amino acids. The transcript is spliced from 8 exons. Gene Ontology annotation, cellular component: plasma membrane; cytoplasm. Gene Ontology annotation, molecular function: GTP binding; calcium ion binding; protein binding. Lineage: Eukaryota; Metazoa; Chordata; Actinopteri; Labriformes; Labridae. The record is from RefSeq and is a predicted model, not a curated record. Gene Ontology annotation, biological process: endocytosis; endosomal transport.
UUCGACUCGGCAUUUAAAUUGAGCUGCAGGACAUCAGCUGCUGCUACAUUCAGCGUCGUACUGUGACAGAAAAUAAGCCGUAGUGCUAGCUUGAAAGGCUACUCGUUAUAUUUGACACGAAAGCGGCAGGACUAAUUGUUAGUCCGGAGAAGCUCUGCGGUGUUUUGUGGGCAGAGGAGCGGGAGCGGUUGAACAAUAACGGCGGUUGCUCUUUGACAGCAGCACGGUCCAUCAUAUUUGGGAUUUCUAUGCUAGCUGCUGGACGAAAUUGAAUAGCGGUAACGUGAUGUUUUGCAUGAGCAGCAUGAUUUAGGCUUUUUGGACAGUGUCUGUUUGCUAAAAUAGAUCUGUAAACAAAAACAAAGUAAUUGAAUGUGGUGUUUUUGGCCCAGGAGUUGAGGUGGCCUGGACCUUGGAGGACCGUUAGACUCCCUAUAUUUGCAGGGUAAAUUUUAAAUUCAGUUAGUGAUAUCAAGCUAUGUUUAAUAUUUUUUCCUCAACUUUAGACACAAUUAAAAACAUUAUAUUUUGAAACAGUGUUAACUUGGGGCAGGAUAUAACACUAGGAGAAACGUCAAUAUUAUCAGUAACAACAGUCAAUAUCCAUUCAGUGUUUAUUUAAAAUAUAUAUAUAUAUAUAUAACCUGUGUGAAACACAUUUUUUUAAUCAAUUUUUUUUUAGAAAUUUAGUUUGACAUUAUUUUGUCAGCUUUACUUCCCAAACAACUUCUGGAAAAGUUUGAACACAAAGCUCUUUAUGCGUCAUAUGAGAGGAAAUAUCCCCCUCUGCUUGACUUAAAAACAAGUUUACAACCCCUCCAGGACAUAACAAACAAAAGCAUCUUUUGCCAGUUCUGCCGUUUGGUAGCUCCAUUAGUCCAAACAAGACCCCAGCAAAAAUGUUCAGCUGGCUUGGGACUGAUGACAGGAGGAAGAAGGAGCCAGAAGUCUUUCAGACUGUCAGCGAUGGACUGAAGAAGCUGUACAAAACCAAACUCCUGCCACUGGAGGAGAGCUACAAGUUCCACGAGUUCCACUCCCCAGCCCUGGAGGAUGCAGACUUUGACAACAAACCCAUGGUCCUACUGGUGGGACAGUACUCUACUGGCAAGACCAGCUUCAUACGCUACCUGUUGGAACAGGAUUUUCCUGGAAUGCGGAUCGGCCCUGAACCCACCACGGAUUCUUUCAUUGCGGUGAUGCACGGCGACACAGAAGGUGUCAUCCCUGGCAAUGCAUUAGUUGUUGACCCAAAGAAGCCCUUCAGAAAGCUGAACGCGUUUGGAAAUGCAUUCCUCAACAGGUUUGUGUGUGCCCAGCUGCCUAACCCGGUGCUGGAGAGCAUCAGCGUGAUUGACACACCAGGGAUCCUGUCAGGGGAGAAACAGAGAAUAAGUCGAGGCUAUGACUUUGCGGCUGUCUUGGAGUGGUUUGCAGAGCGAGUGGACAGGAUCAUAUUGCUGUUUGAUGCCCACAAAUUGGACAUCUCUGAUGAGUUUUCAGAGGUGAUAAAGGCCCUGAAGAACCACGAGGACAAGAUCAGGGUUGUGCUGAACAAAGCUGACCAGAUAGAGACCCAGCAGCUGAUGAGAGUUUAUGGAGCCCUGAUGUGGUCCCUGGGGAAAAUAGUCAACACCCCUGAGGUGAUCCGUGUCUACAUUGGGUCCUUCUGGUCCCACCCUCUGCUGAUUCCAGACAACAGGAAGCUGUUUGAAGCAGAGGAGCAGGAUUUAUUCAAGGACAUUCAGUCUUUACCGAGGAACGCAGCCCUCCGAAAACUCAACGAUCUGAUAAAGAGGGCCAGACUAGCUAAGGUCCAUGCUUACAUCAUCAGCUCCCUAAAGAAAGAGAUGCCCUCUGUGUUUGGGAAGGAGAACAAGAAAAAAGAACUGAUCGCCAGCCUUGGAGAUAUUUACAAACGCAUAGAAAGAGAGCAUCAGAUAUCACCUGGAGAUUUUCCUAAUCUGAAGAAGAUGCAGGAUCAACUUCAAGCUCAAGAUCUAACCAAAUUCCAGCCUCUGAAGCCCAAACUCUUGGAGACAGUGGAUGACAUGCUUGCUAACGACAUUGCCGGCUUAAUGGUCCUGGUCCGUCAAGAGGAAACCCAGCGUCCUAACCCGGUCGUGAAGGGUGGUGCAUUCGAUGGCACUUUGGACGGCCCGUUCGGACACGGGUACGGUGAAGGAGCAGGAGAGGGCAUCGACGAAGCAGAGUGGGUAGUUGCACGUGACAAGCCUGCUUAUGAUGAGAUCUUCUACACAUUAUCUCCUGUCAAUGGGAAGGUGACGGGAGCCAACGCCAAGAAGGAGAUGGUGAAGUCGAAACUGCCCAACACAGUGCUGGGAAAAAUCUGGAAGCUGGCAGAUAUCGAUAAGGAUGGGAUGCUGGAUGAUGAGGAGUUUGCAUUGGCAAAUCACCUGAUUAAAGUGAAACUAGAAGGACAUGAACUGCCAUCAGAACUGCCUGCACACCUGGUGCCUCCUUCCAAGAGGAAAAUACCAGAGUAAAUCUAAGAUCAUACUCCCAUCUGACCCCAGAGCCUGUAAGUAGACCCCCUCCUCCUAGUGAUAACAACCCCCUUUAAAAUAUGAAUCUUCAUGUAGCAUUACUGCAAAAAACUACACAUUACCAAUUUCUUCAGCUGUGUUGAUGGCAUCUCAGCAUUUUAACUGGUCUUUCAAGUGGCAAACAAAGAAAAGAUUCGGUCACACUCUGGAAAUAUAAUAGUUGUUUUUGCUGCUGUGCUGAAAAGGCUCAAGCAGAGUACAAAAACUGAAUCUCAAGCAACAUGUCCUCCUCCUUUAUUCAGGGUGAGAUAUGGAGACUAGUUAGGAAGAUUGUUAGAGAGAGGAUAGAAAAGAUGAUAGUUAAAAAUAAUGAAAGAAACACUGGAAUAUAGAGAAAUGUGAGCUGAUCUAAACUACUGGGAUUAAGUGGAAGAGAUGCAACAAUGUGAAGACAAAAAGAGAACUAUGCUUAUUUUGUCAUAGACAUAUACGAUGUAAAUAAACCAAAUCCCAGAUAAAAUAAUAAGAAAUACUAAUGAAUUAUUAUAUGUAGUAAAUGCAGCUUGACUGCAUUAUUCACCAAACUUCUCACUAAACUUUUACCUUGAGGUUCCUGGCACAUUUACAGUUGGUUUUCUGAAGUUUGUCUCAUGGUGAUUUAUUAUAAACAGCUACAGAAACUGUGCAGCACACACACAAAACAAGGGAAUACAGCCAUGGUUACUAUGGUUGUAUGUUUGUAAGCAGAGGAAAGAAAAUGGAUCGAAUUUGCAAAUUUUAAUAAACAAAAUUCGAUAUCCUUAGACGAUGUUAGAUGUGAUAUUUGGAUGUUAGUGUUUGUGUGAGUUUCUGUGUAACUGGAUCACCUUUAACUGUAGCAUUGGGUUAGGCCUUUUGCCAUGAAGAAAGAAAAUGUUUCUCUAAUGGAAAACAAGCAAGACAGCAUAGCAGUUUGUUUUUAAAUAGGAUAUAAUAACACACUCAACUCACAGUAUGAUAUAUGUCAUAUACUGGGUUUACAACAUGCUUUUAUCAGGAUUUUCUUUCAUAGUUAAACUUUAAUGAACUUGAAUGAAAAUAGUUUUUUUAUUUCAGUUCUGCUAACAAUAUUGGAAAAUAUCCUUGUUGUCAUUUUUCGUCUUCGUUGAAGUUGAGUUAUAUCUAAAAGAAAAUCUCCAAGGCCCCGUCUCAGUGUCCACUCUUCCACCAGAGGAUUUUCUUUGAAAUGCACAUUUGUUGAAAGUGUACUUAGGGUGUAAGUUUGCAAGAGACCAAAAAUAUUACAGAGCCACUUCACUCUCAAAUCCCAUGAUUUUGGUCAGUCCCCCAAAAGACACUAGUUCACCCAUUAUAUCAUUUUGCAGUGUUGCCCUUACUUUCAAUUUACAGACUUGUUUGAUAAUGUUACGGCCAUUAUAACAUGCUCAUAUCCAUGGAUAGAGGUGAUUCUGAGCCUCUCAUUUCUAGCCCUGAACUUCAAAUUAAAUGUAAGCCGUGUUUGGGUGAGCCACAGCUUCACGUCAGAUUAUGUUUUGAUACAUACAUCAGUGUCAAUUAUAAGAAAUCCCUUCUCAAUCCCUUGACGUCACUCGUCUCAGCUUCCCGAAACAACCAUUUUGUUUCCCCAUAGCUGUUUGAAGCUUCACAGUACUACAGGGAUAUUGUGUUAUAGUCUUAAGCAGACGGAGGUCUGUAGGUUGAGUUCUACUGUCGUACAGUGCCAUGCUGCUUAGGCCGAAUGCUUAUACUGUAAGGGGCUAAAGGGCAAAAGUGUGGAUAUUGGGACAAGGCCAAAAUCUUCAUUUGUUUUGUCAUUUAUAAGCUUCCUUUUCAGCAUCUAAUGUUGGAUAGAGAAGCCAAAAGCAGGUAGUUCCCCUUAUUUUUUCAUUUAAAUUGUACAAAUUUGUAUUGGUCUUGAAAUUGUUUCACAAGGUAUCAUUGCAUCCAUAACUCUUAACUCUAAAUAACACAUACCUGAUAUGAAAUACUAUGACUGGUGAUAUAAAAUAAAUAGACUGGCUGAUGUUUGGACAUGAGCAUAAAAACAUAUUUGAAUUUGAUCUCAUUUGUUUGCUGGCACAUCCUAACUCUAGUAUGUGUGCAAAUGAUCACAUGUAUCAGUGUUAUUUGUAUGAAGUCCACAGUACACAGCCCGCUGAGGCAGAAGUAUUCCAGGGGUUAUUCACUGAAAUGUAUUUAAUCCAAUCUAACCUGGAAGUACAGAGAGUGAACACACAACUUUGUGCUUAUUUUGUGAUGCUAACAAAAAGCUAAUUGACACAUUUCUUAAGUGAAUGAAAUUAAGCUUUUGAUUAUUUCACUUUUAAAUUGUACACAUGUAAGAAGUGUAAUCCCUCUUCCCGAUGUUUUUGAUUUACUGUAGCAACAUGCCAGUAUGUAUGUAUGAUUGUAUAUGAACUUCAUGUUAAGCAUUGAGAGCUAUAAACAGAAGAUGCAACACAGAACUAACUCCAUUGGGUUUCUAUGUGAAAACCUCUUUUUCUGAGUGAAGCAAUGUUUGCCCAGUUUGAGUUACAGAACAGAGAAUAUUUCCAGUUUUCUUAGCCCCUCCUCGUGUCUCUGUGAUGUUACUGUGAAUCUACUGUACAUAGUAAAAACUGUUUGCAUUCCAUGAACACCCCACAGAAAUCAUGUGCAUCAUCUUUGAUGCUUUGCUAGCUCAGAUUUCAUAGACAAGCUAGUUCAGAUUAACAAGAUUCUUGGAUUCUCUGCAAAACAAAGCCCUUCACAUAAAAAAAGUUAUCCUCAUUCUUCUGACUCAACAUGAAGUCCUGUGAACUGGAGAAUAAACGCAGACUGCUGUUUCAGUGUCAUUUCUGUUCUUAGAUGGUUAUGCAUUGCAGAAUCUGUACUUCACUGCUUUACUGUCAACAUAUUCCACAGUCUAAAAGUGUAAUAAAAAAAUGUACUCUA